AUGCCUCCCGGCGGAUGUCCCAUCGCUGGGUUCAGCACGCUACGCCUAGAAGGUCUAGAGAAGCGGUCUUCACCGGAGAAGGCAGAGCUGGUGCACUCUAUUGCCGACGACAUGAGUGGAACCUUGAUGUGCAUCGCACAGCACGCGGAGGAAGGAACCCUGUCAUCCAGACACAUCGAACCCAUCGAUGGAGUGAUUCGCAUCAUCCGCGACACCGAGGUAUCACAACGACGGAGGCUGGAACGACGAGUGCGGCGACUACGAGGCAUGCGACGAUGGCUGCGUCGCGAGUUUCGGAAGAUGGUCAAACGCGCAGAUUUAGUGUCACGGGCUUGGAAAAACAAGGCGGCCACAUUGAAGGGAAAUAUUCAGGCGCUGCAGAUUGAGGUGGCUGUGAUGAGGAGGCAAGGCGAGAUGCUGCGGGCAUGUAUAGAGCAGGGAGAAAGCGGAGAAGGGGAAGAGAGCACGCAGAGCGAGGAUGCCAUCAAGAAAGAUGGGGCCACGAGAGAUUAA
Penicillium lagena is the source of this 513-nucleotide messenger RNA. RefSeq lists its product as uncharacterized. NCBI's taxonomy places the organism in Eukaryota, Fungi, Ascomycota, Eurotiomycetes, Eurotiales, Aspergillaceae. Bases 1 to 513 code for a protein of 170 amino acids. The transcript has a single exon. The record is from RefSeq and is a predicted model, not a curated record.